Messenger RNA from Trichoderma asperellum CBS 433.97, 2877 nucleotides. RefSeq lists its product as uncharacterized. NCBI's taxonomy places the organism in Eukaryota, Fungi, Ascomycota, Sordariomycetes, Hypocreales, Hypocreaceae. The record is from RefSeq and is a predicted model, not a curated record. Gene Ontology annotation, molecular function: guanyl-nucleotide exchange factor activity. Gene Ontology annotation, cellular component: cytoplasm.
AUGGCGCCGGCCGACUCUCCUUGUUGCCCCAGUGGUUCCAACUCGAGCUCGAGCUCUCGACGCUCGAGCUGGGCGGCUUUACUGCAAAAAUAUGAAGACGCAAUGGAAUAUCGCGAUGACGACGCCAUGUCUGAUGUUGAUCACGAUCAAGUUGCCGCACAAAUGUCCCAGCUUGGUAUUGAGGAAACCAGUGUUCCCGCGUCUGGAGGGAGAGUCAACAACCCUCAGCUUCAGACUAUUGUCGAAACCAUGUCUCUGAAUACUGCCAUCCAGGUGCCUCAGGUUACCAUUGAUGGCAGCAGUGUCCAGGUAACAGAUUCGGAGAGCCAUGAACAGCUCAAACCUCAUGGCCCAUUCUAUAAAUGGAUGCGAACGAUACAUCGCCGAGCUCGGCAUCGAUCCACGCUGUCGGACGGAAGCAUCAACUCUCUGCGACCGCGACUUGAGCCGGAAAUUCGUAGCCGCACAUCUGCUUGGAAGAGAUCACACCAUAGACAGUCGUCCUCUGGGUCUUCGUUUGCCUUUGUUUCGGCGGUUCGGAGUGCUAGUGCCAGUCUCGCCAGUGUCAGCGCUGUGGCACGAUCACGAAAGACUAUCACACGCUCGCAAGGCUUCUCUGUAACGGAACGUAGCAGCAGAGCCUCCAUGACAGGGCCUCGUGCAUCGGAAGACAGUAGCUUCUUAGAGAGCCACUCUUUGGCCGACCUGGCCGCUAUAGAAAGAUCAUUGCAACGACGAAAAGUACUAGAAGAGCUUAUCAGUACAGAGGAAGGUUACAUUGGUGAUAUACGAUUUCUCAUGAAUGUAUAUGUCACAAUCUUAGCGGCGUUGCCUUCCAUUUGCGUUGGGCUACGGUCAUCCAUCAACCAAAACUUGACCGAGAUUGUUAAAUUACACGAGCAACUACUUGGCGAACUUCACAGGGCAGUUCCACACUCUGAAUACACACAAAUCAACAUAUCUCCUACGCUAUCCCCAUUUGCAAAUCCCAAGUAUCUCCAUGCCAAUAGUCACAGACGCUGGUCCAGUCUCGGCGCCGUACCCGAGCAGAAUAUGAAAGCAAAGUGGCUCUUGAAGGCCCCGGGUAUGCUGGCCGAUCCGCAGGUGGCAGCAGAGGUCGCCAAAGUCUUUGCGAAGAAGAUAAACAUGCUCUUCAUAUAUGAAGAAUAUGGGGCAACAUAUGAAAUGAUGAUCAAAGACAUCGGUGCAGCCCAGCAAGCCAUGCCCAAUUGGGAAACGUAUCAGAAAGGCCUCGAGGCCUUGGCUAUGGCGCUGGGAUCCUCCAAGGAUAGCGAAGAAGGGGUGAAAAAGGCUCUUACAAUCAACGAUCUCCUUGUCAAGCCUAUACAAAGAAUCUGCAAAUACCCUCUACUGUUCUCUGAACUCCUUAAGUGCACCCCAAUAUCAGACUGUCCGAAUUCACACAUGGAAAUUGACAACACUCUGACACGGCUUCGCGAAGCAACGUCGGAAAUCAACCGGGCAUCGAACAAUGAAGGGAUAAAGUCUACUCUCGAAAAAACAUGGAUUCUUCAAGAUAGAUUAGCCUUUCCGGACAGGAAACUUGACGCCGUUUCAAAAAAGCAGAUACGGUCAUUCGGUCACAUUCAUCUUUGUGGAGUGCUUCACGUCUGUUGGCAAACCAAUGAUGGAGUGGACGGGCAGUAUUUUAUAUGUCUGCUUUACCGUCAUGUUCUUUGCCUUGCUUCUGCAGGCAAGGUCGAUCCGAUAUACACCAUCAUGGCCUGUAUCAACAUUGAUGAUAUCAGAAUCGAGGAGGUGGACAAUGGGAGAGGAAUACAAUGCCACACUGCGCCAUUUUCUUGGAAACUGGUAUUUGAGUGCGAUCAUCAGUUGUGCGAGCUAAUCAUGACAGCUUGCACGCCUAAAGAAGAAAUGGAGUGGAAAUCAAGACUGGCUCGUCCAGCAAGAGAAGAUCAAGAGUUGAGGUCGCCGGAUAUUUUUAGUUCGUUGCAUAUCAACGUAAAAAGCUUGGGGACCGUUUUUGGGAAGCCAGGAACGCUCGCCCGACGGAUAUCGAUACAAAGGGCUACUACUGUUGGAGCAGCCAGGCCGCCGCUAUGCCAAGUCAUUUUGAAAAAUACAAAUGUGCUGCGGGAUCAUAGCAGCAACUCGUCUACUGCCUUGGCUGUCAAUCGAUCUCAUUCUUUGUUAGCAACUACUAUCAGAAUACCGGUGCUUGCACCGCCAAGAGGCGAGAGGGCCCGGCUAGAGGCGCUCCUAUCAGACGUAUGGAGCAGAGAGGUCCUCCCGUUUCCUAGAAUGACGGUGAAGUCUCGAGGUGAAAACCUAGUUCGAAGCUCGGCAUCUACGGUCAUCAGAAAGCUCAGCGUGGCCAGCUUUGCAAGCUCCUUUACAAAGAGGUCAGCCUCUUCAACACAGAAAAACCACCCAAGCGAAAAUACCACGAUGGAAACAACCAAGCGUUGGGACAUCAAAAAUCCAGGGGAGCCGCCUUUGCCCGAUGAUGUUAGUCUAGGAGAAGAGUCAGGUAGAAAAGCGAAAAGGCAGCGGACUACUAAGGAGGGAGCUGCAACAACAACAACACCAGCACGGAGCAUGAAAAAGGCUACAGGAAGCGUUCGGCGGCGCGAAGUUCGAGGUAAUAAGAUCCCAAAGCGGGGCAUUGCCAGCGAUAUACAUGACAUCCCUACUCGCAUGGCAUCCACAAAUAUUUCCCUGCCAAUAAAGUCGGCCAGCUCGAGGGUCACGAUGCCUCUUCCUGUUGACAUGGAGAAUACAAGAAAAUCGUCUACAGAAAAGAUUCGAAACUUGGGUUUAUGGUCCAAAAUCGGUGGAGGGAGGAAUGACGCACCAAGCAGCUUCAAAAGGCUGCUCACAAUCGGCAGGGAUUAA